Molecule: messenger RNA, 3102 nt
Organism: Arvicanthis niloticus (Nile rat)
Lineage: Eukaryota; Metazoa; Chordata; Mammalia; Rodentia; Muridae
Source: RefSeq, a predicted model, not a curated record
UACACAGCUGCUAGAAAAGUGGAAGAAGAUGCAGGAGUCGGGGCUGGCACACAGGCAGGCCCCACUCCAGUCCCUGAAGCCUGUGCCUAGCAGAGGCCCCAGCUAUAGCAGAGCAGUAUCAAUGCCAAAGGAAUGGAAUGACCUCGAAGGAAGCCAAGGAGAAAUCUAAGGGGAUUUACUAUCAGGAACUGACUGAUGAGAUUAUGAAAGUGGAGAUGUCCCAAGAUCCUGAGGACGAUCGACCCAGUGACAAGACAGUCUCUCGGCCACCUCUACUGCACCUCACCUGCUGUGCUGCCAAAGCCUUCCCCACAAGGCUGGAGAUGCCUCAGCAUGCCAUGGGGGACAAGCAUUUUCUCUCCCUCCCGAAGCACCUCCUUACCAGCACGUCCUCAGCCACAGACAGCGGGUGUGACACUCCGCCCAGCAGCAGAGCUUCCCCAGCCUCUCUGCGCUCGGCACACGGCACCCUGGGCUCCUCCAGCCAACCCCUGUUUGAGCCCCAGGUUGAGAAGCGGAGUAGCCAGACGGCCCGUGAGGUGCAGUACGUGUCUUCGGGGCCACAGAGCACACUGUGUGGCUGGCAAGCCUUCACUCCCAAGUGCCUGCAGGUCUUCAACACCCCCAAGGGCUUCCUCUUCUUCCUGUGUGCGGCCUCCUUCCUUCAGGGCAUGACGGUGAAUGGCUUCAUCAAUACUGUCAUCACCUCCAUCGAACGUCGCUUCGAUCUGCACAGCUACCAAAGCGGGCUCAUCGCCAGCUCCUAUGACAUCGCUGCCUGCCUAUGCCUCACCUUCGUCAGCUACUUUGGGGGCAAUGGGCACAAACCGCGCUGGCUGGGCUGGGGCGUACUGGUCCUGGGAAUCGGCUCCCUGGUGUUUGCUCUGCCUCAUUUCACUGCUGGGCACUAUGAAGUAGAGGUGGACGAGGGACUGGGGACUGGGACAUGCCUGACUAAUCAGAGUCACGUGGAGUGUAAAGACAGUGCCUCAGGCCUGUCCAGCUACCGGCUGGUCUUCAUGCUGGGCCAGCUCCUGCAUGGUGUGGGCGCCACACCGCUCUACACACUGGGUGUCACUUACCUGGAUGAGAACGUCAAGUCAAGCUACUCGCCCAUCUAUAUCGCUAUCUUCUACACAGCAGCCAUCCUUGGACCUGCGGCAGGCUACCUGAUCGGAGGAGCCAUGCUAAACAUUUACACAGAAGUGGGCCAACGCACGGAGCUGACCACUGACAGCCCACUGUGGGUUGGCGCCUGGUGGAUCGGGUUCCUGGGAACAGGGAUUGCUGCAUUUCUCAUUGCCAUCCCCAUCCUUGGCUAUCCCCGGCAGCUACCAGGCUCCCAGCGCUAUGUCGUUAUGAGAGCGGCUGAAACACAGCAGCUGAAAGACCACAGCCGCGGAGCAGUGAGCAAUCCGGCUUUUGGCAAGACUGUCAGAGACCUGCCCCUCUCCAUCUGGCUCCUUCUAAGAAACCCCACAUUUAUCCUGCUCUGCUUGGCGGGGGCCACCGAAGCCACACUCAUUGCCGGCAUGUCCACAUUCGGUCCCAAGUUCUUCGAGGCCCAGUUCAGCUUGAGUGCCUCUGAGGCUGCCACCCUGUUCGGAUACCUGGUGGUGCCAGCAGGAGGUGGCGGCACACUCCUAGGUGGCUUUCUGGUGAACAAGUUCAAGCUCCGUGGCUCUGGGAUCAUCAGGUUCUGUCUGUUCUGCACCUUGACCAGCCUACUGGCCUUCUUUGUCUUCCUCAUGCACUGCCCCAAUGUGCACAUGGCAGGUGUGACCACUGGCUACGUUGGGAGCCUCCUGCCCAAAGAACAGCUGGACCUGAAGGCGGCUUGCAACGCCAUCUACUGUUGCCAGCCGAAGCACUACAGUCCCCUGUGUGGCUCUGAUGGCAUCAUGUACUACUCUCCCUGCUACGCAGGCUGCCCUGCGGGCGCAGCGACAGGCCUGGGUGGCCAGAAGGUAUACCGAGGCUGUAGCUGUAUCCUUGAGAAGGCUUCCUCUGGCUGGGGCAAUGCUACCGCAGGGAAGUGCGCUUCCACCUGUCAGAGCAAGCCCCUCCUUCUGGUUCUCGUGUUCGUUGUAAUUAUCUUUACAUUCCUCAGCAGCAUUCCCGCGCUAACUGCUACUCUACGGUGUGUCUGUGAUCGGCAAAGGUCCUUUGCCCUGGGGAUCCAGUGGAUCGUCGUAAGAACACUAGGCAGUAUUCCGGGGCCCAUUGCCUUCGGCUGGGUGAUUGACAAGGCCUGUCUACUGUGGCAAGACCAGUGUGGUCAACAGGGCUCCUGCUUUGUGUAUGAGAAUGAAGCCAUGAGCCGGUACAUGCUCAUCGCAGGGCUCACUUUCAAGGUGUUGGGCUUCCUCUUCUUCAUGGCAGCCUACUUUCUCUACAAGUCCCCUUCAGUGUCCUCAGAUGGCCUGGAAGCCUCCCUGCCCAGCCAGUCCUCAGCCUCCGACAGUCCCACAGAACAGAUCCAGAGCAACGUCUGACACCUCUGGCCCCUCCACAUUUACUAAGGACUCUUCCUGGAAACCCUAACCCACCCUCACAGGGUAGUAACACUGAGGACCCUGCAAAACCUCAUACUGUGUUCUGGGGUCUCAUACCACCCCACACUGUGACUGAGCAGCCUCUGAGACAUUAAGGAGGAAGUCACGUGUGUCAUAUGGGUCACGUGUGAACCAGACACAUUCCCCAAGCCCUGGAGUCUCUAAGGGGUCACUACAUUUCAUAGACCAUCACCUGGUCCUGACUUCCUGUGUCUACUGAGAAGCCUCAUGCAGGGCAGCUUGCCUUGGGCAUGAUCCUGUGGAGCCAGCUAUUUGGUAUUUUGCUUGAAUUUGCUUCCUGCCUGUCCUGGAAGCCUGGUGGCCUCCGUGCAGGGCAGGAACAACUUGAAUCAUUAUGACCGGACGUAUAUUUUGCACUGAAUGGUGUUUAUGGAAUUGGUUUUGUACCUGAUCAUGUGACUUGUAUCCAAGCAAGCUGCAGUGAAGAUGUGAUCCCAUCUGAGGUGCCACGCAGCUUGCAUGGACAAUGUGUUUCUAUGUUUUCGGUUAGAGUGUGUACAUAAUAUAUUUUAAUAUUUAAACCAGC